Messenger RNA from Osmia bicornis bicornis, 4411 nucleotides. Its product is annotated as transcription factor GATA-6-like. Gene Ontology annotation, molecular function: DNA-binding transcription factor activity, RNA polymerase II-specific; zinc ion binding; RNA polymerase II cis-regulatory region sequence-specific DNA binding. Gene Ontology annotation, biological process: positive regulation of transcription by RNA polymerase II; negative regulation of transcription by RNA polymerase II; cell fate commitment. NCBI's taxonomy places the organism in Eukaryota, Metazoa, Arthropoda, Insecta, Hymenoptera, Megachilidae. The transcript is spliced from 8 exons. The coding region runs from base 1227 to 3584 and encodes 785 amino acids. The record is from RefSeq and is a predicted model, not a curated record.
UCCAUCUCUUCGUUUCUUUCUUCGUAUGUAGAUUUCCCUUUUCGAUCCCUUAAAGAAAAUCUUGCGAUCUUUAUUCUCCCGCUUCUUACCGAUCAUCGAUGAUAAAUAAGAAAGAGAAACUCGCGUGAAAAAUCGGUUUCCUCCGCGGAGGAACCUUUUGGUCGCCGGCGGAAAGGGCGGCCGACCGAGGGGCGGAAUCGAGCGACGUCGCGCGAACUCCACGGAUACCGAGGAUUCCACGGGCGAAUCGUUUCGGGGAAGAAGGGAAAGCGGACGAGGAGGAAAGUGUAAGGUAUAAAAUUGGAAGAAAGACAGUGAAAUGUGGCGUGUCGCGUCGGGGUCCGGGUUUGACGAGGGGGAAGGGAAAGGGGACGGUGAGACGAAGCAGAGCGUUUCGUGGCAAGAGGUGCGCGGAGCGUUGCUCGUCAAGGCAAAGGCAUGCCACGGCGAAGCGAAGCCGAGGCAAGGAAAGGCGCGAAGGAAUAGAAGAGUUAUUUGGAAAGAGCCGCUCCGGUCCCGGUAUACCGUGCACGAAUAAACGAACGAUCGAAACGAAACACUUGUGUUUCACCGCGAACAACACACUUGUGAUUCCGUGGAAAGGCCCGCGCGACGUUUCUCCGUCCCGUUCAACAAAAUCCUCAGUGGAGCUUGCAUCACCAACGAUAUUACACCUACGUUCCGUAUAACCGCGGGCGGAUGUUGCGAUCGGCGAAAGAGGAAAGAACGACUCCGGAGCGUGUACACCUGGCUACACCGUCUCGAGACGACGUCUGCCACGAAACUAUACGAUAUCGAGACGAGAUAGCCCAGAGCGCAGAUAUUUUAUUAAUCGUUAAGCACAUAGCCGCCGUAAGAUAAUGGAAUAAUAUCGGGCAACGACGAUAAUGCUGUUUGUCGCGCGAGCGUUAAUUAUUCCAGCCAUCCGGCAGACUCCGGGGGUCGGUCGACUCGCGCGUGUCCGCUUCCUUCGUUCGUUUUUCCGUUCGCCGUGGAAAGCUCGACGGAGGAAGGCGGGAAAUAUAAGGAAUCGAAUUUCGUUCGUUCGAAAGUGGAAUCGCGAUCGAUGCCGCCGCGCCGCAUCGGUUCGCUCGUUAUUUUCCUAAUUACCACCGAAAGCGAGAGGCGUGCAACGCACGACGAACGGUGUUUGUUCGCGUUAAAGCCGAUGACGGCGGCGACGAGGAGGGACGACGAUUCGGUCGUUGUAAAUUAUUACGGACGCGAUGAAGGAGACGUUGGUGAAGCAAGAGAUCAAGCGGGAAUGGGAGAACGAUCGCGCCGAGGAGAGUUCACCUCGGAUGAUGGCGAACGAGGAACAACCGAUGUCGGAGAGUCCGCGAUCUGUGAUCACUAGCAGGAGACACGUGCGAACCAUCACCACGACCGGACACAUCACCGAGACGGUUCCCGAGUCGGAACCGAAUUCACCGGAUGGGAAUUUACAGCUUCAGUCGCAACGGGCGCGAUCGCGCGGUUACCAAGAGGAGCUUCAACAGGAUCCCGGUUGCAAGCAAACCGCGCAACAUUACGUGCAGAUCUCUCAGCAGGACGUGGACGCUCAGCAACAACAACAACGUUCCAACGAGCAACGCGUUGUUUAUUUAACGAGCAACGGCCAGGAGGUGGUGCAAGUCGAGGUACCGGAAAACGUCGAUCCAAACGCGUCAGGGAAAGAGGUAACCAGGUACGAGACCCUCGGCUCGGACAGGACCUACAAUUACUCGAACGACGAGCAACAGCAGUUGCGACGGGAGGAGCACGGGAUCGUUGUUCAGUCGCAACAAGACAGGCGACCUCAGUCGGGCGGCCAUCAGAGGUACAGUCCGCGGGAAGGUGGUCGAACGAACGGCGGAAACGAUGGGAACGAAGGAUCGGAAGCGGCAGGAACGUACCAGCAAAGUUCCCCGGUGCUGGUACCGAACAGCGAGGAAUACGAGAGCGGUCCGAUAGUGUCUCAGGCAGCUGCGGCCGCGGCGACUGUCAGUGUCCAGCUAGGUUCGCCCGCGACUCCUUACUCUCCGCCGAUCGGCGCCGACGGCAUGCGCGCCUCGGUCAAUCAGCAGCAACAGUCCACGCAACAGCAGCAACAGCAUCAUCAAUUGGUGACAGGGUACGCGGAUACCGGUGCCAAUGUGAAAUACACCGGAACGAGUAUAAAGUACGACUCGGCCGCUGCCGCAGCCGCGGCGGCAGUCGCGGCCGCCGUCGCUGGUGAUAACAUCAAAGUGUCCAGCACCUAUACUACUCUCGAAACGGUGCCGAUACCACCCUCGCCGACCGUCCAGUACCCUCAAUACAUGCCCGGUAGCGAAAGCUUCCAGCAAGGACCGACGUACACUUAUUCAAAAUCCGGCGACCAGGUGAUCCUCGCGUACCCGUCGCCCGGUCAGCUGGGCUCCCGGGUGUCAGGGGUGGAGUCCAUCGGGAACGCGUAUAUCAAGGGCGACCCGACUCUGGCCUCCUCCCUAGGGACCCCUCGCAGCGUUCCGUCUAUGCACUACGAGCAACCCGCUUCCCCCGGAUCUCAGGUAACGCUCUAUGGUAGCGCGGGCGUUUCCUACGCCUACCCGAAGCCCACCGCCUCCGGGGAUUACUGGUCCGCAGCCGGAACUCCAUCGCCGCCGACGUUCGAGUGCGUCCAGGGCUACCAGGCGGUCACCACCAUUGUCAGCGAUGCUGCCAAUGUACAGCUAUACCCAGGUAGCUAUAGUCUGUCUACCGGUGGUACAUCCACACCCUGGACGGGAUUACCUCUUGCCGGACCGGACGAGAUCUGCGACGACACGAUGAUGACCAGCGAACCGAAAGAGUGCUUCAUCUGCGCCAGCCUCACCACCAUCUGGAGGAGGGACGACGCUGGUCAUUACUUCUGUCACGGGUGUCUCUAUAGUAAAAUGAACGGAGUGUCCAGGCCGUCCAUGAGAUGCGGGAAACCGAAACAACCAGUCGCAUCGUCGGGCGUGCGAAGGACGGGGGUGCAGUGCGCGAACUGCAGGACCAGCAACACCACCCUUUGGCGGCGAAACAACAACGGCGAGCCGGUAUGCAACGCGUGCGGUCUCUACUUCAAGCUUCACAACGUAAACAGGCCGUUGAGCAUGAAGAAGGAGGGAAUACAGACGAGAAAACGGAAGCCGAAGAAUCACUCGGGAAUGAGCGGAAACUUGGCCGGGCCGAGCGGCAUGCACAAGACCGAGAUCAAGUCUGGCCUACUCGGGGAGCAGGUGCAGUUGAAAAUGUACGGUAACGGUGGUAGUGGGAACGGGGGCGGGCUUGGGGUGGUGGUCGAGACCGGGGAUCCUGGGAGCGAGUUCGGCGCCGAGGCUCGGACAGGAAUGGAGAACGGAAGCGGUUGCGUGGGUGGGAGCGGAGAACCGGAGAAUCGCUGUCCGCCCGUAGGUACACCGAUCCCCACGCAAUUGGGCCACGCGCACUCGCCCCUAGCUUUACCCACUGCCGCCGUCCUCAAUCGACAGACCAUUCUUACCGUACCACCUUUAGAGCCAACCGCUAGUCAAUCCGGCGGCGAUCUCAUCUCGGUCAUAACGUCCACCACGGCGGAGCACGCCAAGAGAACGUAAAAAGGGGAAGACGAAGGAAAGUACAACGGGACCCUGGACGAAGGAGCACUAUUUACCGACCGGCGCUAGCGUCGCGUUCCGAUUCCAAAAUCGUCGCUCACGUCGGAAUCCGUUGGACUCCUUCGAAGUUUUAUCGACCAAAGACUCAUUCUUCUUUGUUUUCGCCAGUACACAGACGGGGAAUUUUCUGUUUCAAACGGUUCUCUUAUCGAACGGAAACGAGAAACCGAUUGAUCCGCGUUUAAGUUUUAGUCGCAAUUUCGAGUACCUUUCUCUUCUGUUUAGAUCGCAUGGUAAAUGUCGCGCCAGGUACGUCAGAGUUCUAUUUUACCGACGGUAGGUGUCUUCGCUAUACCAGUUCGCCCUCUACAGGCGGAUUAAAGAAGCGCUUUAUUUUCUUCCUCUUUCCUCUCUCCUCUCUCUCACUCUCUCUCUCUCUGUCCACCUUCCUUCCUUUCUUUCCACUUUUCCUUAGAAGUGUAAGCGCGUUGAAUCGUCGUCCUGGCGCGUACCAGAAACACGCGGCGGAUAAUCCAAGGCUGCCUUCCUUUGCGUAUUAAACGAAUAUAUGUAUAUAGAAUGUAACUGAAACACGGUGCACCAGGAGCACGCGCGUACAGGUGUGUACGGAGGAUGGUGCACCUUGGUAUCGAGGUAAAAAAAUGUACGCGCGUUUCAGGAAAGCAAACGCGCAAAGUAUUUAUUUCUAGCCCUAUUAAAGAAACGCGCGCGUUCGUUAAGCGAUGUUAUCGUACGAAAGAAACAUAUUUUGUAGAGGCUUUUCUUUUUUCGGAGCUGAAUAAAACGAAUCGUCGAGCUGUUUCGAA